AUGCUUACCAUUAUCAAUGCGAAUUCGUUUCGUAAAAGAGCGACUUUAUUUGGUCCAUGUCCUAACAUAAACGAUACGUUUUCUGUAAAAAUGGACCCCGAUCCACUUUUUUCUCCACAUCUCGUAACUUUUACCCUUAGCGGAGAAGAGACAUCUGGUCGAAAUAUCGACCCACUUUCCUCAGUUGUUGUUACAAUAGGUGCAGAAUUUCCAGUACAGCCUCCCAGUACAUUUCUUGCUUGUAAUUCAACUGAUUGUCCGCUUUUUUCUGGAGACCCGUAUACUACGUCAGGCACAUUUCUACUAAACGCUUCUUUACCUCCAUCAUAUCAAAUUAUAUUUACUAUUGGAAAUAUAAAUAGUAGUUCACCACAAAUAGAAUUUCAACAUGAUAUAACCCUCGCUUGUGCAAUGGCUACUGUCACGAGUUCCUAA
Messenger RNA from Acaulospora morrowiae, 435 nucleotides. Lineage: Eukaryota; Fungi; Glomeromycota; Glomeromycetes; Diversisporales; Acaulosporaceae. The record is from the annotation of a GenBank genome assembly.